AUGAACUCAGUCAUAUUGGCCAGCACGGGGGAACGUGUCCAUCGAACAAUCACCCUCAGUCAAUCUACACUUCCACGAGAAACUGAUCCUUUGCUAGGUGAAGCAGGUCCUAGAAAUAGAUACCAAUGGGUAACUGAACAUAUGCUUAAACCUAUACGAAACAUAUAUUUUGAUCCUAUAUUUAGGAGUGUACUUAAAUGCUGUAUUGCAUAUUUCAUAUCAUCCUUGGGGGUCUAUUAUACUCCAUUUGACGACUUUUUAGGAACCACUGAUUCCAAACAUGUGGUGGCUACUGUGGUGGUAUAUUUCCAUCCUACCCGAUCCAAAGGAUCCAUGCUUCAAGCGUUGACGUUUGUAUUGCUAUCAGUGGGAUUCAGUUUUGCUGUGUCCUUAGCAUGCCGGUCGGUAGCAGCAGAGAUAUUCCAACUUGGGGCAGAAGGGUUUGGCACGCUUUUGGACUUACUGGUAAGCUCAAUUGCAUUGGGAAUAGUGGCAUUCAUGAAACAUAAAGUUAAUAAGUUGACAUUUAAUACUGCGUGUUCCCUCGCAUGUAUUUCAAUCAUUGCCUGUAUUAUAAAAGAAGGAAGUAUGAAUUCGGAAAUGGUUCCCUUGAACAGAAUUGAGUCGAUAUUCCGGGUUGUUCUUUCAGGAUGUAUGAUUUCCGUUGCAUGUUGUUAUUUGAUAUGGCCCGUGAGUGCCAUAAAUAAGUUGCAAUCUGCGUUAAACGAUUCGUAUAAUAUAUUUGCAUCAGUGUUGUCAAUCCUUGGUAAACGAUUUGUUUCCGGUGAACAAAUCUCAGCUAAAGAUUCAGAAAUGAUUGAAAAGUUAAAGUCGAACAUCAACUCAUUAUUGCAAAACCUCGAAGAAGCCGAGUACGAGUUAAGAUUAUUAGGACGAGAACAGGAGUUUAGGCUUUUCAAGGAAAUGGUGGAUUCUACAAUCUCCCUAGCAAGACAUUUGCAAGCUCUAAGUGCAGCCACCAAGAUGCAAUGGAAUUUGUUACACGAACCGGUUGAUGCGGGUACCGAUAUUAUUUCCAAUGAUGAUAGCCUUGAUCCUACCGACUCGGUGGACUUGUUAGACACAGUUACACCAACACCCCCAGACACUUCAUCCAAUGAAAUACACACUUCGGCACAACUAUUUGAUCUUUUCGUAUACUAUCUUUCACCAUCCAUAAAAUCACUCGUGUUUACUAUCAGAGGCGUAUUGGCAGAAGUUCCCUUUGAAAAAUAUAAUGAAGAAUACCCAGGCCAGUUUGCAAAGACAACAACAUUACAGCACUCAUUAGAGAGUGCAAUCCAUCUCUAUGAAGACAAACAAAAUGAAUCCUUGCAGAGACUAUAUGAUCAGCCUAUAUUCAAACAAAACUCAAACUCGGUGUUUAUAGCAGAUCAGGAAGAAGUGGCGGCCUGUUGUGGAAAUUACUCCUACUUGUUAUCUCAAUUUGCAUUACAAUUGCUAGAAUUCCUUAAAUUAUCGGAGAAAUACGAGGACGCCAAGGCAAGUCCCCGGGAAUGGCCCUGGUUAAGAUGGCAUGGGUGGGAACCACGUGGCAGUGCCACUGAUGAACUCUUGGACCAGGGGAAUAGUCUCCACGCUGCAUUGGAUGAUUUACGUGAUGAGUUUGGAACAAACCAGUAUAGAGAUCCUACCAGGAGCAGUGUAGCUAAUCAUGAUUUCGGUUACAAGAUUUGGAAUAGCUUGAAAGUGUUUCGAAGAACCGACGUACAAUUUGGUAUUCGAGUCGGGUUGGGUGCCGCAUUCCUAUCACUUUUUGCAUACUUGGAUGCUACGAAGGAUAUAUUCAUUACUUGGAGAGGAGAAUGGGCACUUACUAUUUACUGUAUCAUGAUGAAUAAAUCAGUCGGUGGGACGGCCAUGACGGUAAAGUAUAGAAUUAUUGGUACGUUUGUGGGGUGUUAUACUGCAUUGGCCGUAUGGGCACUCACUGAUGCCAACGUGUAUGCCUUGGCUCUAACCGGAUUUUUAAUAUCGAUUCCCUCAUUCUAUUUCAUUCUUUACUGGAAAGUGAAUGGUGCAUUUGGAAGAUUCCUCUUGUUGGCAUACAACUUGACGGCAUUGUACUCGUACAGUAUGCUUCAAAAGGAUUCCGAGGAUGAUAGGGAAGGUGGUGAGAAUCCCUUGAUUGAAGAAAUUGCCUUUCAUAGAUUUGUGGCUGUGUCGGUGGGUAUUGUAUGGGCCAUGACCAUGGCUACUUUGUUCUUGCCCAACAGUGCCAGAGCGAGAUUGAAACGUGGGUUAACGGUAUUAUGGUUGAGAUUGGGUGUUAUAUGGAACAGUGACCCUCUAGAGUACAAUCCUCAGACUAUGAAGUUGGUUGGGUUUAAAGCGGAAGAAGGCACUAACAGUUUAUUGGCAGAAUGUGAAGUGCUUUUAAAGCAAGCACCUUUAGAAUACAGAUUGAAAGGGUCGUUCCCUACCAGUAAAUAUUCCAGAUUGAUUCGGGAUACCUCGGCCAUUCUAGAUGCGUUCCAAAAUCUAGAUUUGUUCAUAAAAGUUGAUCCCACUUUAUCAGAGAAUGAGAAAUAUGUGCUAAAAUAUAUUGAAUUUGAGCGAAAUGAAGUUGAGCACAGAAUAUUCUUGGUGUUCUACAUGCUUGCCAGUGCAAUGAGAUUGGGGUUCCCAGUUCCUGGUAAACCAGCAUCUAUCGAACAUGCCAAAGAUCGGAUGUUGUAUAAGUUGAACCAAAUCAGAAACAAACUGAUACUUGAUGACGACAUGAAUCUUAAAAACACUGACUUUAUUUUGUUGUACUCGUAUAUAUUAGUUGCUUCCACCAUUGCUCAACGACUUGAUAGCAUUCUCAUCCAGAUUAAAGAACUUUUGGGAGAAAUAGCUGAAGAAAAGUUUGUAUUGGUAUAG
This is a messenger RNA of Spathaspora passalidarum NRRL Y-27907, 2886 nucleotides long. RefSeq lists its product as uncharacterized. The transcript has a single exon. The record is from RefSeq and is a predicted model, not a curated record. NCBI's taxonomy places the organism in Eukaryota, Fungi, Ascomycota, Pichiomycetes, Serinales, Debaryomycetaceae. The coding region runs from base 1 to 2886 and encodes 961 amino acids.